Molecule: messenger RNA, 393 nt
Organism: Suillus paluster
Lineage: Eukaryota; Fungi; Basidiomycota; Agaricomycetes; Boletales; Suillaceae
Exons: 2
Source: RefSeq, a predicted model, not a curated record
UCCGGCUCGGAAACAUUCUGGAGAAGAUAUUGUCAUGUCAUUGAGCACAUCAAGACCGAGUCAGGGAAGAGGGUGCGCGAGUCUCUAAAACCUGCCCACACAUGCUCCCGCUGCAGGACUGUCAUGUACCCCGGUCCAGAGAACUCGGGGUACAAUCAUCGACGGGGCUUUUGUGCAGAGGGCGCCAAGCAGGUGUCCCAAAAUGAGCCGCCUCCACCCUGGCCACAGCCACCAGGCAUCUUCUCGGAUGGCAAACGCUUCCACCCAAGCACUUUCCUGGAAACGGUCAAGCAAAUCUACGAGCAGGUAUUUCUCCGACCAUCUGGUAAAAGUCCUGCACUCCAGCAGGAAGCAUUUGCAACGAUGCUGCUCGGACCGAUCGACCACGCUUGA